CUAAAUUAUUGUUUUGGCCAUUUUUUAUUUUCUGUCAGGCUAUUAAACAGUGUAAAUAUGCCGGGCAGGAGGAAAAUAAUAUGUGAUGGACACUAAACAGUCUCCAUCUAAGAAGAAGCUGAUAUCCAUCAAAAAAGAGAAGUUUAUGCGUGAAGUAGAUUGCGACCGCAACUCUGGGAACCAACCGCGUUUCCCCGAAAAGGAAUUCCUUUUAGAUCUAGAAAUAUUUCGAAAAUCUCCGACUCAACGUCAAGCUUCGCAGAGAGUUCUCUUAUCGAUAAAGCCACGCGCUCCUGCCAUUAAAACUCUCUACAUUGCCGAAAAGAGUCGUUUCCACUGUAGAAAGGGCUCUGACAAAUCGUAUUCUCGGUCAAGACUUGGCAUAGGAGAUCACUCGUCUUUUACCACAUAUUUCAGUAGCGAGGGUGAGUUCGAUUUCCACUCUGUAGCUUGCGGCACAGACAAGAAGGUUCUUGUUUCAAGUGAUUUCGAAAGUGAAGAACUAUCUUCGACCACAGACGUCGAGAGAUCGCCGAAACUUUCAUUAUGCACCCAGGUUGAUCACCGGCAAUCGAUAAAUGUGUUCAAAGCCCAAAGACAGUCUGCAGAAAAAUGCUAUGUUUAUACUCAACCUCAGUUUACUAUGAACCUUCCUAAAGUCCAGAUUAAAACCGAGAAAUCGAAAGUGGACCUAAACAAGGUCGAUAUCGGUACUUUGAUCAUUACGAACACGUCUUCCGAAGAUUCGGUCCCUAUAAGUAAUAAUCUCCUUCACAAGCUGCUCAAAAGAAUUGACCACCUGGAACGUAAGAUUUUACGACAAGAAAUGGUAUUUCGUUCCAUUGAUCCUAAUAUACAAUUGUCUUCGUCAGAUGAAGAAUGUAAAGAGUACAAGAUGAGAACGGCAUCGGGAUCCGGCUGUAGCUACAUUCAGCAGUACAGCCACAUUCCUGAAACUUCGGCAUUCCAGCGGUAUGCGCAACAGUUCUCUCCAAUAUCACAGAGCAAAGCGACUAAUUUGGAAAAAGAACAUAACUCCGAGCAGUACAGCCGCGAUUUCACAGCUUACGAUGGUAUUACUGCGCGUGGCAGACGUCAAUGUGCCUCCGUGCCCUGCAAAAGGGAGGAGUUUCCUAAAGUGGCCGCCGAAAGGGUGCAUAAAAUACGGCACAAACUUAAUCCAGUGCGCGAUUACCGUCUUAUGGACACCGUUCACUAUUUAGCACAAGGUGAAUUUGCUCCUCGAGACGAUGGCAUAAAGUUAACACCAUCUAGAGAAGGUGUUCUCAGUGAUAUUAUCUGGGAAGAUGUUUGUCGAACUCACUGGCCUAAUACGCGCCUCGGUCGUCGCAACCCCCCACCACCAGAACGCGGCGGCACCAGGGGCGAACUGCAGCGUCUUAUCGAUAGCUUGCUGCGCGAGCGAGUGGCGCACGUCGAGCGCAGAAGACGUCGCCACUACAGGAUCGUAAAACUUAAUCAUCGCAACGAAAACUGUAGAUCGGUCGGCAAAACUGGGGACAUCAUUGUGGCGAGCCAUAAAAAAAAGGAUUGCAACGGUGAGCGAGAAGUUCCAAUCUGCGACCAUAACGCUGCCAGUGCCAUGAUGACAACUAGGCGCUGGGAAGAUGACUAUCACCAUAAAAGUCACAGGAGCCAUGAUCGUUUGAUGUUUACCGACAUGCGGCAAAGACGCCGUUAUCGAGCUGAAGACUGUUCACCGGGGCCGAGUUACCUUAUUCCCCAUGGACCAGGUAACAGGGAACCGACUUGUUGCUACCACACUACGGAUAGAAACAGGAUGUCUGCGCCAAAAGUAGAGCAAACGCACCCCAAAACUGCCCCUGAGCUGAAGGCUAGCGGUAGCAGUUGCACCACCAAACCUCCGAGGCAUCCUCGCCUCGUCGUCAAGAAAGAUUCGUCCCUACGUAGACAGAAAGAGGAACCUAAUCUAGAACAGUACAUCUUAUUGCCUACUCUUGUCAUACGCACGCCUUCUAACGUGAAGCGGCAGAAAAAAUUCAACGAGUUGUACCAUCGUAUUCUUAACGUACAAAUGAAUAAAGAUUAUGAAAGCGCUGUGGUAUCGGAGGCUGCAGAGUGCAAUCCAGAGCCUAGUCCUAACAAGAAAGACAUAGGAUUUAACAUAAACAUUGCCACAUGAAAGUAAAUAACUAACACCUACACAAUUUUGGGAAAUAUGAUAGUAAAAUAUCUCUAUAUUUCAAUUAAAUUUAUUAAGAUUCUUACAAACCUGAAAUAUUUGGUCCCCAAUGACAAGUAUCAAAUGUAUUUGAUUAAACUUACAACGCAAUAGUAGUGAAUGCUGGUACACCCAAAUAAAAC
Hyposmocoma kahamanoa is the source of this 2346-nucleotide messenger RNA. RefSeq lists its product as uncharacterized. Bases 86 to 2164 code for a protein of 692 amino acids. The transcript has 5 exons. The record is from RefSeq and is a predicted model, not a curated record. Lineage: Eukaryota; Metazoa; Arthropoda; Insecta; Lepidoptera; Cosmopterigidae.